Glycine soja is the source of this 2575-nucleotide messenger RNA. Its product is annotated as receptor-like cytosolic serine/threonine-protein kinase RBK2. The transcript has 7 exons. NCBI's taxonomy places the organism in Eukaryota, Viridiplantae, Streptophyta, Magnoliopsida, Fabales, Fabaceae. Gene Ontology annotation, molecular function: ATP binding; protein kinase activity. Gene Ontology annotation, biological process: protein phosphorylation. The record is from RefSeq and is a predicted model, not a curated record. Bases 978 to 2249 code for a protein of 423 amino acids.
GCAAAAUAUUCACUAAUUUAGUUUAUAUUCAAAAUUGGAAAGAAACUUUGUAACAAGUAGUAUGAUCAUCUAGCUGAAUUGGUUAAACAGAAAUAUCUGAGUUAUUAUAAAAAAUUUAUAUUAUUUUCGAUUUCUACUCAUUAGAAAAACAUUGUGACAAGUAGCGGGACAACAUUGAAAAUGGCAAUGAUGGUUGUUUGUUGAAGCGGGGAGGCCAAGUAAAACAUCCUCUUAUGGUUGCGUCUCUGUUCUCUCCUCUCCACUGUCUUUUCCCCUGCCUUCCUCUGUUCCAUCUUUGAGUUGAAACCAAUGUCAGAUAUUUCUCUCCGUGUUACUCAGCAGCACAAGUGGUGUUUUACUCUUCCCGUUUGAUUGAAUUGUAUCAUCCAAGUUUCAGUGUUUAUCACCUUGAGAGUUUCAUAGACGCUGUGUCACUAUAUGGAAGCAGAGUACUCUUUCUUCUGUUUCUGAUACGUGUGUUUUGGGUCUCUUCAAGUUUUGGAUUUCUCUGUCGCGUUGGCUUAUCCCUCGGGCUUCUUUGAUUCUUACACUUUAGGAAGCUUUCCUUGUUUCUCCCUUUUUUCAACUAAUUUAUUUCUUGCCACCCAAAAAAAGUUUUAAGGUAGAAAUUCCAAAGUCCAAUAUUUCAUUUUUAGGAUACAAUCGUUUUGGGCAAUGUCCUUCAAUUUAAUAUUUUUGUAUCCAUUCCUAUUCUCCAACUUGCUUUGGUUGGAUAUUCCUAACUAAGCUAAUUUUAUGUUUCAUGUGUUGCUCUUAAUUCAUCAUCUUUUAAUUUGUAUUUACUUUGUAGAGAGAGAAAAAAAAGGAAAGAAACAUUUUGUUUCCAGAGAAAAAAAAAAUUCAUUUUUGUCUUCCUUAAGUUAUCCUCUACCAUGAAAUUUCUCACUUUCCCGCUGGGUUUGUGAUAUCUUUUCUUUUACUUGAGGGUUUCGGUGUUUGUGGGUCACAAAAGAAAAAUGAAGGAAAAGGUGGAUUCCCCAGUGACAGUGCUUGAGGACUAUUUCAGGAGCUCAGAUUCAGAAUCAAGUUCUUCCAAAGAGCCUUCAGCGGAUUCUGAGUCUCGAGAGUUUUCCAAAUCUGCUUCUAGGUGGCAUGAGUCUCGAGAGUUUUCCAAAUCUGCUUCUAGGUGGCAUGCAUUUCUUCAAUUAUUGAGGAGCGGAUCGAAGAAACAGAUGAACACCUUACAUCCUCUCAGUGUCCUCAAGCUCUCAAAAAGAAUGAGCACUAGCAUGAGGGAGUCCAUUCUCCCAAGUUGUCUCUUAGAUGCUACUGCUUCCCCCUGCAGGUCACCUUGGAAGAUAUUUACUCAUCAUGAGAUUCAAGUUGCAACCAAUUCUUUUAGCCAAGAAAAUUUGAUUGGGAAGGGUGGUUAUGCUGAAGUUUACAAAGGGUGUUUGCCAAAUCGUCAGCUUGUGGCAGUUAAACGGUUAACAAGAGGAACAGCUGAUGAAAUCAUAGGGGAUUUCUUAUCAGAACUUGGCGUAAUGGCGCAUGUAAACCAUCCCAAUACUGCUAAGUUGGUUGGUUAUGGAGUGGAUGGUGGAAUGUAUCUAGUUCUUGAAUUGUCUGAAAAAGGAAGCCUUGCUUCAGUUCUUUACGGUUCCAAGGAGAAACCACCAUGGUUUAUUAGGCACAAAAUUGCAUUAGGAACAGCAAAGGGUAUAUUAUAUCUCCAUGAGGGAUGUCAAAGAAGAAUUAUCCACAGGGAUAUAAAAGCUGCCAAUAUCUUACUCACGGAGGACUUUGAGCCUCAGAUAUGUGAUUUCGGGCUAGCAAAAUGGCUACCAGAAAAUUGGACUCACCACACCGUUUCAAAAUUCGAAGGAACUUUCGGUUACCUAGCACCUGAAUACUUGCUGCAUGGCAUAGUAGACGAGAAAACGGACGUAUUUGCCUUUGGUGUAUUGCUAUUAGAAUUAGUGAGUGGGCGAAGAGCACUUGAUUAUUCACAGCAAAGCCUUGUGUUGUGGGCAAAACCAUUGCUGAAAAAAAAUGAUAUUAUGGAGCUUGUUGAUCCUUCACUAGCAGGUGACUUCGACUCUAGGCAAAUGAAUCUUAUGCUCUUGGCUGCUUCUUUAUGCAUACAACAGUCCUCAAUUCGUCGCCCCUCUACAAGACAGGUUGUACAGCUUCUGAAUGGGAACCUUAGCUGCUUCAAGGGCAUGAAGAAAACUCGAAUGCCUUUUUUCCGAAGAGUGUUUAGGGAAGAACUCCUUGAUUCUGAUUAGGUUGAAAGCAACAGGAAGUCACAUGAUCACUGAAUAGUGAAGCUGAUCUCUCUGAUCCCUUAUUUCUGGGGGAGUUUCAGCAGCUAGAAAUUGUCUCAUCAGAAUGAAAAUUUUCACUUUGUUGAGCCCAAAAAAAAAGAGCAUUCUAAACCCUUCAACCUGUGUACGUAAUAGUUCUUAUAUAUAUAAUGGUAUUUGAGUCAAAUACUUAGUUACUUGCAAGGAAGAAACAUUGUAUUACCGGUGAGCCUUAACUCACAACGCAUCUAAUUUAUCGUUCCCUCCUAAUAGGGUCUACCUAAAUUUAAAAACAUACUUUCUUUUCC